Trifolium pratense (red clover) is the source of this 3850-nucleotide messenger RNA. Its product is annotated as alanine--tRNA ligase, chloroplastic/mitochondrial. Gene Ontology annotation, molecular function: aminoacyl-tRNA deacylase activity; ATP binding; alanine-tRNA ligase activity. The transcript is spliced from 10 exons. The record is from RefSeq and is a predicted model, not a curated record. Gene Ontology annotation, cellular component: cytoplasm; chloroplast; cytosol. Bases 278 to 3388 code for a protein of 1036 amino acids. Lineage: Eukaryota; Viridiplantae; Streptophyta; Magnoliopsida; Fabales; Fabaceae. Gene Ontology annotation, biological process: tRNA modification; alanyl-tRNA aminoacylation.
AAUUAAGUAACAGGUGAAUAAGCAAGGAGAUGGGAAGUUAGUGAGAUGAUUGGGAUGGGAGGGUGAUGAAUAUGUGGCGAGGGUGAGUAGUGAGUGACAGUGAGGAGGAGAGGAAAUUCAAAGACUGAAUUGAAAAAGAAGAUAAUAUAAUAGUAUCAUUCAUUCAUUCAUUCAUUCAUCCAUUCCAUUCCAUUCAUAUGGUUAUCCAUUAGCCGUUCCUUCCUUCUUCCUCAAUUACUAAUUAACAACAACAGAAUCAACCAAUCAAUCAAUCGGCAUGGAAGGGUUGGCGGUUCCAUUCCCACACCUUUUGCCAUUGCCGCCCUUUCCAAAACUUGCCACCGUUACUGCUGUUGCUGCUAUUUCCACUUCCACUUCCACUUCCACCGGAGGAGGAGGAGGAGGAUUUAUCUCUCUCAAACAACAACAACUACAACUGCGUCCACGUCGUGGUUCUCCGCCCUAUUGUACAGCAUCAUCAUCAUCAUCAUCUCACUCGCAGUCUGAGGAAGAAGAACGUGUGAGUGGAGAUUCCAUACGCGAAAGAUUUCUGAAUUUUUAUGCUUCCCGUGGUCACAAGGUCCUUCCAAGUGCUUCUCUCGUCCCAGAUGACCCCACCGUUCUUCUCACUAUCGCUGGGAUGCUUCAAUUCAAGCCUAUCUUCCUUGGAAAUGUUCCCAGACAAGUCCCUCGUGCUACUACUUCACAGCGCUGCAUCCGUACUAAUGAUGUCAACAAUGUUGGCAAUACCUCAAGACAUCAUACCUUCUUUGAGAUGCUUGGAAACUUCAGCUUUGGUGAUUACUUCAAAAAACAAGCUAUUCAAUGGGCAUGGGACCUAUCUACUGUUGAGUUUGGUUUGCCUCCUCAAAGAUUAUGGAUUAGUGUUUAUCAAGAUGAUGAUGAGUCUUUUCAGUUAUGGUCUCAACAGGUUGGUGUUCCCGUUGAGCGAAUAAAGAGGUUGGGUGAAGACGACAACUUUUGGACCAGUGGAGUCACGGGUCCAUGUGGUCCUUGCUCCGAAAUUUAUUAUGAUUUUCAUCCUGAGAGGGGAUACAUCGAUGCCGAUCUUGGUGAUGAUACGCGUUUUAUAGAGUUCUACAAUCUAGUAUUCAUGCAAUACAAUAAAAAAGACGAUGGUUCUCUUGAACCGCUAAAGCAGAUGAACAUCGAUACUGGGCUCGGUCUAGAGCGCUUGGCUCGCAUUCUUCAAAAGGUUCCAAACAACUAUGAAACUGACUUGAUUCUCCCCAUCAUAGAGAAGGCGUCUCAAUUAGCAAAUGUUUCAUAUGGCAUUUCUGAUGAUCAGACAAAGAGGUAUCUGAAAAUUGUAGGAGAUCACAUGCGUGCAAUUGUGUUUCUCAUCUCUGACGGGGUCGUCCCAUCAAAUGUUGGGAGGGGUUAUGUAGUUAGACGGCUUAUCAGAAGGGUUGUUCGUACAGGCAGGUUGCUUGGUAUAAAAGGUGAUGGUAGGGGAGACCUUGAAGGAGCAUUUUUACCUACUAUUGCUGAGAAAGUAGUAGAAUUAAGUACACACAUUGACGCUGAUGUGAAGAACAGAGCACCCCGAAUCCUCGAGGAGUUGAAGAGGGAAGAGUUUCGGUUUGUGCAGACGCUGGAAAGAGGAGAGAAGUUGCUUGAUGAAAAGCUUGCAGAUGCUAUAUCAAGUGCUGAACGAAAUGGAUCUGUACCUUGUUUGGCUGGUGAAGAUGUGUUUAUUUUGUAUGACACUUAUGGUUUCCCCAUGGAAAUAACAAAAGAAGUGGCUGAAGAGCGUGGUGUGUGUAUUGACAUGAAUGGUUUUGAUAUUGAGAUGGAGAAGCAAAGGCGUCAAUCUCAAGCUGCACACAAUACUGUCAAGCUUGCCAUUGGAAGCGGGACAAAUAUUGCAGACAAUGUACCUGACACUGAAUUUAUUGGAUAUGAAAGUCUUUAUUGUAAAGCUAUCGUAGCAAGCCUAGUGGUAAAUGGCGAUCCAGCUGUACAGGUCAGUGAAGGGAGUAAUGUGGAAGUUUUGCUAAACAAGACUCCAUUUUAUGCUGAAUCUGGAGGACAAAUUGGAGAUCAUGGUUUUCUGUAUAUAUCAGAGGGUGAGAAUCAACCUAAAGCUGUAGUGGAGAUAAUAGAUGUUCAGAAGUCUUUUGGUAAUAUAUUUGUUCACAAGGGUAGAGUCCAAAAGGGUGUUGUAGAGGUUGGCAAACAAGUGGAAGCAACAGUGGAUGUAAAGUUGAGGCAACGAGCUAAGGUACAAAAACUGUGUACCCCACUAAUUUUAUUCAUUUACUUUUUUGGUGAAUCUUCACUCGGGAUAAAAUUUGAUAAAGACAAAUCCUUACAUCAUCAUAGUCAUGCGUAUUUUCAAAUUCCAAUCUUACAAGUUGUUACAGUGAGUAUAAUUGGCGCUUUACAGGUUCAUCAUACUGCUACUCAUUUACUACAAGCAGCACUUAAAAAAGUCAUUGGUCAGGAGACCUCUCAAGCUGGUUCUUUGGUGGCAUUUGAUCGUCUCAGGUUUGAUUUCAACUUCCACCGUCCACUUCUUGAUAGCGAGCUUGCAGAAAUUGAAGUGCUGAUAAACGGAUGGAUUGAGAAUGCGAUUCUUCUUCAGACCAAAGUGAUGCCUCUUGCUGAUGCAAAAAGAGCAGGAGCAAUUGCAAUGUUUGGAGAAAAAUAUGGGGAAGAGGUACGUGUGGUAGAGGUUCCUGGAGUAUCGAUGGAACUUUGUGGUGGGACUCAUGUCAGUAAUACUUCUGAAAUUCGUGGUUUUAAAGUAAUUUCAGAGCAGGGUAUUGCAUCUGGUGUCAGGCGAAUAGAAGCUGUAGCUGGGGAAGCUUUCAUUGAAUAUGUCAAUGCCCGAGAUUCUUAUCUGAAACAGCUAUGUUCCACUCUCAAAGUUAAACCUGAAGAAGUAACUGCGAGGAUAGAAAACCUUUUAGAGGAGUUACGGGUAGCAAGAAAUGAAAAUUCGGCUGUGCGUGCAAAAGCAGCAGUCUACAAAGCUUCAGUAAUUGCAAACAGAGCGUUUUUGGUGGGGAACUCAAAACAGUACAGGAUACUAGUUGAAUGCUUGGAUGAUGUUGAUGCGGAGUCACUUAAAAGUGCCGCGGAAUAUUUAAUGGAAACACUGGCAGAUCCAGCAGCUAUUGUCCUGGGCUCAUGUCCAGGUGAAGGGAAGGUUAGUCUAGUGGCUGCUUUUACUCCAGGUGUGGUUGAUCAGGGGAUUCAGGCAGGUAAGUUUAUUGGACAGAUAGCAAAAUUAUGUGGUGGAGGAGGAGGUGGAAGGCCCAAUUUUGCUCAGGCUGGUGGGAGGAAGCCUGAUAAUUUGGCUGAUGCUCUCGAGAAAGCUAAGUCAGAGCUUAUAGCUCAUCUUGGUGAAAAUGGGAACUAAGUCCCGGGACACAUGGCAAAUGUUUUUAUGUUAAUUAAGGCACAACAGAUAAUAUCGAUUCUUUGUUUUGGAGACUAUACAGCACAAGAGGGCCGGAAGAUUAAGUGAAGAUAUUUUUCUUUUAAUUCUAGGAGGCUUAUAAUGAAAGUUUGAUAAUAUUGAUUCUUUGUUUUGGAGACUAUACAGCACAAGAGGGAUGGAAGCUCGAGUGAAGUUUGUUUUGCUUUUAAUUCUAGGAGGCUUAUAAUGGAAGUUUCCAAAUAGUGUAUAGUGGUUGUAAAAAUGUGACUGUAUGUUGUACCAAAGUCUAUGUAGUAUCCUGAUACAAACAGUCCAGUGCUGGCCGAUAUGUUCCCCCAGCUUGUAAUUUUGGACUGGUGCAUCUCAGAUUGGAUGCAAAACUUUGUAACUACAAACUCAUUACCUUGGGACAUAAAGAAUGUCACCUUUAUCUUUCUUGAA